This is a messenger RNA of Camellia sinensis, 544 nucleotides long. The record is from RefSeq and is a predicted model, not a curated record. NCBI's taxonomy places the organism in Eukaryota, Viridiplantae, Streptophyta, Magnoliopsida, Ericales, Theaceae.
AUGACUUCAAGUAUAUUGACUGCACAUAGGAGGUGGCAAUUGUUCAGGGGACAGAGCUCAGACCCCAAAGAUCUGCUUUUCAGUGUUAAGAAGUCGUCACUUAUCCAAUUCAAGACCGAAUUAGAUGCGUUCUUGGCUGCCAAUACUAAAGAAGAAGUUUGUGAUUUCAAGGUUAAGGGAAGUUGGCUUGAGAGAUCAUGUGCCAUACAUCUUGGAAAUACUCCAACCAUCAUUGCCCAGAUGCACAGAAAACACAGUGUUCAAAGCUUUGUUCUUGGAAAAGCUACGUUUGUGGUGACUGUGUACCCAAACGUGGACGACGCCUUCAUAGUUGCUCUUGUGGUCGUUCUUGAAGAGAUCAAUGAGGACAGAGAAGAUUGAAAUCACCUCAAGUGAAGUACCUCAUGUUUACAUUACUAGAAUCAUUCCUGUUUGUAUUACUAGAAUCACUAAAUGUGGUUUACUAAUGUGCCACUCAUUAUGAUGAUUCCUAGAAUUUCUGGAGUGCUUACAUAAAUAAAAGUGACAAUUUUGUGUGUGAACA